UAGAAUUGUCCGUCUACCUCAACUAUUGUUUCGUGACGGUAUUUUACAAAUAAAAGUAGAUUUUUACAGCAUUAGAUCUGUAUAAAUAUAAAUGUUGAUCUCAGUCAUCAAAGUGAAUGCAACGAUGUACGAGAGUAGAAUCAAAUAAUACGUAUACUGACUUGUGCCGGAGAUGCAUUACAUCAAUAAGUGGUUUAUUAAAAUCCGCUAAAUUCUUUGACCAUUAAUGUCAUUAUAUUCGUUCAGCGUAAGAAUGAAUCUUUAUUGGUAAUACUAUUUGAAAACUCAAUAAAGACGGCGAUAUUUAGUUUUUCAUCAUAAGCGGGAUGGGCUUUUCUACGAGUUUACAAGGACAGUCAUCGCACGAGGCGUUACUCGCCCGUCAAGAUGCUGAGAUCAAGCUUCUUGAAACGAUGAGACGAUGUCUGACGAUUAAAGUUAAAUCAGACCGCGAAUAUGCGACGACGAUUACCUCUUUAACGAUGCAAGGGAAAAAAAUUGAACGCAACGAAGAUCUCGUUGGUAGUCUUAUAGCACAGAGUUGGAGAGAUAUUAUGGACUCUAUUGAUCAGACUGCUAAAUUAAUCAAGCAACAAGCAGAUACUAUCGAAGCAAUAGUAGUUGAACAUAUUGCAACGUUAUAUUCUGAAAGGAGACGCGCCAGGAAACUGUAUCAAGAAGAACAGACAUGGUUAAAUAAUCAGUUUCAGCAAUUGACCGAAGAUGUUGCCAGGAAGAAAUUAGAAUAUCAGAAGAAUUUAGAGGUGUAUAAACUGAUGAGAUCCCGUUUUGAGGAACAUUAUGUUAAAUCUGGGAGAGUUGGAAGAAAGCUGGAUGAUGUAAGAGAAAAGUAUCAGAAAGCCUGUAGAAAGCUUCACCUCACGCAUAACGAGUACGUGUUACUUUUGGGUGCUGUAACAGAAUGUGAACACGAUUUAAGAACUUGUUAUUUACCUAGCUUACUUAACCGACAGCAGGCAAUUCAUCAAGAAUUUGUUACAUCAUGGAAAGCCAUACUUCAGGACAUAGUGAAAUAUUCUGAUUUUACAACAGACAAGUUUCAAGAGAUACAUUUACGGAUGCAAAAAGCCGUAGAUUCUGUGAAACCUGUAGAAGAGUACAAGGAUUUUAUAGGAAAACAUAGAACGCGACCGACGUCUCCGAUAAGAUUUACAUUCGACGAGAACCUUGUGGACGAUACUUCAGGAAAAUUGUUACCAAAUAAAUUGACGGUAGAUAAUUUGACGAUAGAUUGGUUGAGAAAUCGGUUGACUGAAUUGGAAGCUUCGCUAAAAACGGCUCAACAAAGCCGACAAAAUGCUCAGUAUCCAUCAGAGAACAAUAGCGAUUCCAAAAUAUCAAUCUUGGAUUACUCUCGCGAGAGAGAAGAGUUACGAUUGCGUUGUCAAGAAAAAAAACUACAGCGGCAAGUGGACGUAAUUAGAGGUGCUUUAAAUGAGUUAGGUUGCGAAGAAUUACCACCGGGAUAUGAUAUUUCUAUGGAGAGUUCUUUCACGGAUUCGCCUGCUAUUACUAAGAAAAAUACAGUUGCAGAUAUUGGUCUGUUUACGUUACGAAGGAAUCAACGAUUUAUGACAAUAUUUAGGUCUCCCUUCAAAUCUUUACCGAUAAUAAACGACACAAAAGAUGGAACAGUUAGAUCGAGUAGUGAAGGUCCCACUUCAAAAGCAGAUAAUACUCUACCAGUUGUACCAUUUCGUGGAAUAUCGCAUUUAACUACUAAUCAAAAAGGAGGUGGAAACGGCGAUCUUAUGGAGGAAGAGUGGUUUCAUGGUGUCUUGCCAAGAGAAGAAGUAGUAAGAUUACUUGUAACCGAUGGAGACUUUUUAGUACGCGAAACAACGAGAAACGACGAGUGCCAAAUAGUUUUAUCAGUUUGUUGGGAUGGGCAUAAACAUUUUAUCGUUCAAACGACACCUGAAGGACAUUAUAGAUUCGAAGGUCCUACCUUUCCGUCGAUUCAAGAAUUAAUAAAACAUCAGUGGUUAUCCGGAUUACCUGUAACUAGCCGAUCAGGAGCUAUUCUUAAAACACCAAUUUUACGUGAACGUUGGGAACUUAAUAACGACGAUGUAAUCCUUCUAGAGAAAAUCGGACGGGGCAACUUUGGAGAUGUAUAUAAAGCGCAACUUAAAACUUGUAAGACUGAAGUAGCUGUAAAAACUUGCAAAGUAACAUUACCAGACGAACAAAAACGCAAGUUCUUGCAAGAAGGACGAAUACUGAAGCAAUACGAUCAUCCGAAUAUAGUUAAACUAAUCGGAAUUUGUGUUCAAAAACAACCUAUCAUGAUUGUUAUGGAAUUGGUACCCGGUGGUUCCUUAUUAACUUAUUUAAGAAAAAAUGCUAAUACCAUCACGCAACAAGAACAACUACGAAUGUGCAAAGAUGCUGCUGCAGGUAUGCGCUAUUUGGAAUCUAAAUAUUGUAUUCACAGAGACUUAGCAGCCCGAAAUUGUCUCGUAGGGUACGAAUCUAUAGUAAAAAUAUCAGACUUUGGAAUGUCCAGAGAAGAAGAAGAAUAUAUCGUUUCAGAUGGUAUGAAACAGAUCCCGAUUAAAUGGACUGCACCGGAAGCAUUAAAUUUCGGUAAAUAUACAUCGCUCUGUGAUGUUUGGAGUUACGGAGUCUUAAUGUGGGAGAUAUUUUCUAAAGGUGGAAGCCCUUACAGUGGAAUGUCUAAUUCUCAAGCUCGUGAAAAGAUAGAUGCAGGUUACAGAAUGCCAGCUCCUGAAAAUACACCCGAUGAAAUAUAUCGUUUAAUGUUACGAUGCUGGGAAUACGAGCCAGAAAAACGUCCACAUUUCGAUCAGAUUUAUACUGUUGUUGAGACGUUGUCCCAAGCGUAUUUAUAAAGAAUAAACUUCAGUCGGUAUUAAUCUGUAUGAUGAAUAAUAUUUCUUUUACACCGUUUAUUACAGUUAUAGAUCAUUUUAUCAAAUUAUAUAUAACAGCUCGCAAAGAGCUGUAACAACCGACGCUUAGUACCAAAACAUACGUACGUGAUACAUCUAUGAUUUACGAUGAAAAUCUCAAGUAUUGUAUACAUUUGAUUUUUAAAGAAAAUAAAAAUAGAAAACAGAAGAUGUAAAUUUCAUCUAGCAGUGACAUGUUCGUCAUAGGUAAUUUCAGAACGAAAUUUUAACAUCUAAUGAAGUAGCGUAAUCGUGUUUAAACAAGUAGGAACAUGAAGCUUGGGUUAUUUUAUUUUACACGUGUGUAAUUUUUUUUUUACCAUUUUAAGAUAAAGUAAUAGCGUAUUAUAACGUACAGAUUUUCGCAGUAAAUCAUAGAUAUAUUUUUCGUUUCUGCUGUGUUUAUACAUAUAUUAUUGUGAAAAAAAUUAUGUGAAUAUGUAUUAUUGCGUACUAUGACACUGUAUCGUAUUUUAUUCUUCGCAUUUUGUUUGUUUUUUAUUAGUAAUCUUGCGUCCAAAUUUUUUAAACUGUUCGUCCGUCCAAAUCAUAAUCCAGUUUUACUUGUUACAAACGCAGUAUUAUAAUUGACAAUUAAAAAAGAAACCGUAUAUUUUCAUUUCUUCAAUUGUUGGUAGUCAUUUGUUUUCAAACUCAAUUUGUUUAAUCUUUGUCCAGACCAGAGUUUAAUGAUACUGUUACAAAAAUGUUGAAGAAAACGUAAUGUAGAAAGAGUAAAACUAAUAACAUAAUAUUAAUUCAUGAUUACAUAUAUAUAUAUAUAUUCUGUUUAUUUUUAUACAAUUGCUUGUUCCGUUCUAUUGAACUACACUAUACGAAAAUGAAUCCGAAAAUUUUGUAUAUUUAUACAUGUACUAAGAUUUAAAAUUUCUAGAACGUAAUUUUCAUUAUACUUGUAUUAUGAACUUUUUGUUUUUAUUGAAAUUAAUGUUCAUUGUUGCUGUGCAAUAUGCAAUAUACGUUUAACUAUUAAAGUGCGUAUACUUUAUGUACAAUUGCAUUAAAUGAUAUGCAUAUACAUAGACAUGGUGAUAUACAUAUGUAUACAUACUGCGUGAGGCAUGCAAAUUAACUU
Molecule: messenger RNA, 4032 nt
Organism: Osmia lignaria (orchard mason bee)
Lineage: Eukaryota; Metazoa; Arthropoda; Insecta; Hymenoptera; Megachilidae
Gene: FER
Product: tyrosine-protein kinase Fer
Biological process (GO): peptidyl-tyrosine phosphorylation
Molecular function (GO): non-membrane spanning protein tyrosine kinase activity; ATP binding
Source: RefSeq, a predicted model, not a curated record